AUGCAUAUUAAAAAACCCCAGGUUCAGGAGGAGCGUCAAUUGUCUUGGGAUCAGAGAGAGGUGGAGCGCCAGCUGUACCUCUAUGAGAAACAGCAGAACCAAAUCAUCGGCUCUGCCCAGAAGGUCCUGUAUAACACCAGACACACACACACCGGUUGUGCCCCAAAUGGCACCCUAAUCUUCUUCUUUUAUGGUAUAAUGGCGGUCCUCAAACAAGCGUUUAAGGUGCAUGCCGCCACCUACUGUGCUGGAGUGUGGUCAUUCACGGUCACUCUACAAUACUAUAAAAUAAAACAAACCCAUAAUCCUAAAUCCCCUUACCUACUGUAACUGCUAAGAAAGUAAAAAAGAGCCCUACUAACUUCUAACAGACCCUCCUCAUCCCCAAAUCCCUUCCAAACCCCCCCCCAACUCCAUCCAACCUCAAUAACCCUACACUUUAAUCUGUCCCUCUCUUCAACAAUACAACAACACAUGCUCCACCGUUUCAUCGACCAUACACUCAGUCACAAAACAUUCUCAUGCUUGCCAACCAGAUGUAAUGACGAGUUUAAUGUCCUAGGCCCAACCAAGCAAACACCACCUCUUCCUUCCUUCCAACUGUCUGCCAAUAGGAAUGACUGUACAUGAAUGCUCAGUAUCAUAUUUAUGUUCAACAAAUAAUUUAGCCAUGCAUGAUAUAUUAAUCAUAAGUAACACUGUCUCAAACCAUUUGCUGCCAAGUCAACCAAUUUUAAAGAUUUUGAGUCCUAGUCUCACUUAACCCUGGUGUUUGUGGUUGUUGUAGUUUGAAGAGGCUACUGGUGCCCUGCCAGACCCCAGCCUGCCCCUGGCCCACCAGCUGGACUUUGCCUUGGGAAAAAUCAAAGAGCACCAUGCUGGAGACCCUGGCCACCUGCAAAACUCUGGAUGAGGUACAGUAUUACUUUCAGCUCCUUAGUAUACACAUUACAACAGACUUCCAAUACCACUGCUUCAAAGCAACAGCUUGGAAUCAGGUUGAGAAGUACCUCUGUGACAAGGGCAUUGUAUAAGCCUAUUAGCCUUGCAUUCUAAGGGGUAUGCUAGUAUGGAUAUUGGAACAUAGCCAUCAUCUCUGAGCCUGUCUUUCUUUUUGUUCUCUCUGUGCAGAAGCUGAAAGAGAAGGACUCAACACUGUGGAAGGCAGAGCAGAAUGUCCUCUCUAGGGACAGGGUAAUUAACGAUCUGCAUAUGCGUCUCCCUGCAGCUGCAGACAGGGAGAGACUCCUGGCAGACCUGGCCAAGCACAAGGAGGACCAGGCAGAGAGCCAACCAACCCUCAAAGUGGCCCACCAGACCAUCAACAACCUGCAGGGCCGCCUGAACCAGAAGGAGGAGGUCCUUAAGAAGUACCAGAACCUAUUGGCCCGUGCUAGACAGGUAAAUGCAAUGGAUAGAGAACUAGAAGAGAGCUAGAAGCAACAAGCCAGACAUUAUGUACACAUCUUUCUUGUGUACCAACUAAUGUUUUGAUGGGGCGGCAGGUAUCCUAGCGGUUAAGAGCGUUGGGCCAGUAACUGAAAGGUCGCUUGUUUGAAUCCCAGAGCCGACUAGGUAAAAAAUGUGUCUGUGCCCUUGAGCAAGGCACUUCUUCCUAAUUGCUCCUGUAAGUCGCUCUGGAUAAGAGUGUCUGCUAAAUUACUAAAAUGUAAAUGUAUGUAGAGAGUGAGGGUGCGAGAUGUUCUUUUGCCGUCUCUCUGUUAUGUGCAUACGCUUGUUUGUCUGUCUGUGUGUGGUAGUCUCCCGAGUGGCGCAGUGGUCUACUAGAGAUCCUGUUUCGAAUCCAGGCUCUGUCGUAGUCGGCCGCGACCGGGAGACCCAUGGGGCGGCGCACAAUUGGCCCAGCGUCGUCCAGGGUAGGGGAGGGAAUGGCCGGCAGGGAUGUAGCUCAGUUGGUAGAGCAUGGCGUUUGCAACGCCAGGGUUGUGGGUUCGAUUCCCACGGGGGGCCAGUAUGAAAAAUAAAUAAAAAUAAUAAUGUAUGCACUCACUAACUGUAAGAGCGUCUGCUAAAUGACUAAAAUGUUUUGGUGUGUGCUGGGAUGGUUCUGACAUCUUUGGCCCUCCUCUGUUACCUCAGGAGCAGGAGGACAUCACCAGGAGACAUGAGGAGGAGGUGAGGACACUGCACCAGAAACUGGACCUGCACACUGACACCUCCCUGGACCGCUUCAAACAGACUGUACUGGAAUGUAACAUAGUCCCACACUCUCUCUCUUGGUCUUGGUUCAGAAAUCCCAGUUGGAAGAUUCCCAGUUGGAAGUUCCCAGAAUAUUGUACGUCUGGAUCAAUGAUCUCUACCUCAAUAAAGCAUUGCUAUGGACUUUUAUGAUGUCACUCACUGUUCUUUAUUUGGGGAGACCUUUUCCCGGUAUCUCUUCUCUUCUUCUAUCCCGGUAAAUCUCUUCUUCUCCUUGUCCUCCCCAGGAGUUGAUGAAGAAGCCCACCAUCACAGUGCCGACCAGCAAACACCUGGUGCGCCUGGCUGAGAUGGAGCAGACUGUGGAGGAACAGGACAGCUCUCUCUCCUCCCUGACUGACCGGCUGAAAGAGAGGUGCCCACUGCAGAGCUGGACAGGCAGAGGAACUUCACAGCCAUGCAGGCCAAGGAGCACACCUCAGAGAAGGCUAAGUAAGUCACUGGCUUACUUAGCUUUGAUAAUCAAUGCUAUAUAAAAAAAACCUGACUGAUCAGUCAUGAUUCUGGAUAAUUGUAAUCGUUUUUUUUUUUUUAUCUGCAUUUUAUUUUAUUUGUCAUAUGUGAUCAGGAAAAGUGCACUUGAUCGCAUCCCAGACCUGGGAAUGGACUACAUUAUAAUAUAAUAGAUUUUCUGAAAGAAAUGGUCAAUGAUAAAGCGACAGUAUUAGCCAUUUUAAAUGUAUAAAACUGUUUUUUAUUCAAUUGUCUUUGUUAAUAUAAUUUCAUCCCAUCCAACCAAGUUGGCCUGUGCCCUGGGUUUAGCUUAGCCUAACCCCACUGUGUGUGUUCCAGGCUGGAGGAGCAUCAUGCAGCCCAGGCCAAGGCCCUGUCAGGGGAGGCUGAGGAGCAGCAGGCUAAGCUGGGUUAG
Messenger RNA from Coregonus sp. 'balchen', 3088 nucleotides. The record is from the annotation of a GenBank genome assembly. NCBI's taxonomy places the organism in Eukaryota, Metazoa, Chordata, Actinopteri, Salmoniformes, Salmonidae.